AUGAUCUUGAACGCUCCUAAUGACAUCUUCCGGUAUUUCUUACCAUUGACAAUACUGACAGGAGUGUACAUAGUUGUUUGGGCGCUCCGCAAAGGACUAUACGGCCCGCUACAUGCGAUACCAGGGCCAUGGCAUUCAAGGUUUACCAAUGUGGUACUGAAGUACAAGACUUUGACCGGUCAGAGGGCCUUCUAUGUUCACGACCUUCAUCAGCAAUAUGGAUCGGUCGUAAGGGUGGAACCGGGAGAAGUCAAUGUGUGUGACUUGGAUGCCUUUCGAGAGGUUCACCGUAUCGGAAGUGGCUUCGUUAAGUCUGACUGGUACAAAUUGGCCACACCUGGGAUUGAAGACAACGUGUUUGGCAUGACCAAUGUGCCUGAGCAUGCGGCCCGUCGGAGGCUAUUGGCACGACCGUUCAGUAGAUCCUCUCUGCUGUCGAAUUUUCAGGAUCUGGUGACAGAACGGGCCCGGCUUGCUGUAAAGAGGAUCAAGGAAGACGCAAGUAAAGGGCCAUCCGACGUCAUGAAAUGGUGGACUUUGAUGACUACCGAUGUCAUUGCCCGGGUGGCAUUUGGCGAAGAGUCUUGCCUGUUGGAGGCUGGCCAAAAAAGUCAGUAUAUUAAUGAUCUAGAGCGUGCAACACAGAUCUGGGGUCUUCAGGGAGAGGUCCCUUGGCUUUACCCGAUCAUGCGACUCCUGUCACCCGGAUUCAUUCGAGAAUGCGACGCGUGUAUGCAGAGGGUCGUAGAUUAUGGGCUGUCGGCAGCCCACGCAGCUGGCAAGGGCUCGUUGUCUAAACACAACAUCAUCAGUGGUUUGAUAGACGCGAGUCGUGCUGAAGGCACAAGCCUAACAGACUUCAGUCUAGGAUCACAGGCCUCGGCAUUGAUAGUUGCAGGGUCAGGAACCACGGCUGUCACCCUUACCUAUGCCGUCUGGGCCGUCUUGCAGCAUCCGGCUGUGAGGUCGAAGCUGGAGGACGAGGUGGCCAACCUUCCAGACAGCUUCGAUGAUGUUGUUUUGGAGAAGCUGCCAUAUCUGAACGCCGUCAUCACAGAGACAUUGCGGCUAUACGGAUCAGCACCUGGUGCGCUACCUCGCACCACGCCUUCGAAGGGAAUUCAGAUUAAGGAUUUCUAUAUUCCACCAGGUGUUACGUUGACGACCCAGGCUUAUACCAUGCACCGAGAUCCUGCAAUAUUCGCCGAUCCGGAAAGAUUCGACCCAGAUCGAUUCUACCAACGAGAUCUCUCUGGCGCACAGAAAUAUGCCUUCGCACCAUUUGGAGGAGGCACGCGAAUCUGUUUAGGGAUUCACCUGGCGUUCAUGGAACUGCGGCAUGGACUGGCUGAAUUCUUCCGCGAAUGUCGCGGAUUUGAGCUCUCCGAACUGACGACACCAGAGUCGAUGGAAAUGGAGAAUUACUUCUUGAUUAGCCCAAAAGGCAAAUGUUGUAUGGUCAAGGCAGGAACCGCAGAUGGUUGA
Molecule: messenger RNA, 1485 nt
Organism: Exophiala bonariae
Lineage: Eukaryota; Fungi; Ascomycota; Eurotiomycetes; Chaetothyriales; Herpotrichiellaceae
Exons: 4
Coding region: 1-1485 (494 amino acids)
Molecular function (GO): oxidoreductase activity, acting on paired donors, with incorporation or reduction of molecular oxygen; heme binding; monooxygenase activity
Source: RefSeq, a predicted model, not a curated record